AUGGGUAGGAAUAAAAUGAUAGCGAAAAGUUGCCCAAAAUGUGAGAUGCAGGUGGCUGUAGCCUCAAAGUCGUGUAAAUGUGGUCAUACAUUCUUCUCCGCCAGAAAAGGUGCUGAUUCUUUACCAGCUUUAGAAGAUAUAAAACGUAGGACUGGUCGCGUAAGACGGUCCCAGCCACAGUUCUACGACGCUCAGCACUAUCAAAAGCAGAAGAGAAAGAGUCCAAAAAAAAGGAUUAUAUCGAAGACAUACAGCGAUGAUGAUUAUAAAGGGAAAGGAAAGAUUGAAAGUGCCACAGCCAGAGCUCGCAGACGCAGAGCCCUGCGCAGAGCUCAGCGUGAACCGACAACAGAUAGAACUAGGGAUCCAACACCACAACUCCGACCAGCUCAAUUAGCCAGGUGUAAGUUAAUACUACUCGAGAUCAACAGAAAGAUGAGAGCGGUGACCUGGCAACCUCCUGGGGAUAUCUAA
Molecule: messenger RNA, 474 nt
Organism: Danaus chrysippus (African queen)
Lineage: Eukaryota; Metazoa; Arthropoda; Insecta; Lepidoptera; Nymphalidae
Source: the annotation of a GenBank genome assembly